UACAAGCGACCUUGGAGACGGCGGAUAUAAUAAAGCUCUGCAGGUAGGCACCCUGUCUCACACCAGCUAAAGAGGUGUAUUUUUUAUCUCUUUUUUCCCCCUUUGGAAUACAUGCAUUAAGAAGCUGCUUAAUCGCAGCGAGCUGACAGCACCGGAUAUGAAUCUAGAGUCGCAGGUGGGGAGAAAUCAAGACGCCGUGUGUUGUUGGUCCAGGGGAAAAAAGAUGUAUCAGGAAGAUAAUACAUUGAAUUUUUUAAUUGCAUUGCUAAUUUAAAAAAAAAAAGACUGAAUAAAAAAAACGCCCCAAAAAGUCAAGGCAUAUGCCAGGACAUUUUGACAUGUUGACAAGAAUUUCUAACAGCAAAUAGAAAAAAAUCAUUUACAAAUCAAGGGUCGUGAAAGACUAUAGCCGGCUUCCAAAUUACACUUUAAAGGUUUGCUUUAGAUAAUAACUUGUGCAGAGUCGUUAAAAAUAACAACACAAAACAAAGUGUGCUUUAAAACCAAACAGUUAUGUGUAAUGAUAAACAGGGUUUCAAUUGGGUAGUACCAUUCAUCAUUGCAAAUUAUAGUGUACCCAACUAACCAGUAUAGCAUUGCUGGAAAUGUGUGACAAGCAGAACCUGACACUUAAUGGAUCCCCAAGUGGAAUACUGAAAGUUGAGUGCUUAUCAAAUUCACAAAAAAAAAACUGCCUCUCCUCAUCACUGUCUGAAACCAAACGUGAUUUAUUUAACCUCAAUAAUGGUUGUCACGCAGUCAGCAUGCAAGGAUUGUGCGGCCACCGCGUCGACAAGAAGGACGCCUGGAGGUUGCGUUCACAUGACAACCUCGAAGAUGCAACAACCGGGGACCUCCUGCGGCCGGAGUGCACAUUCGUACUGCAAGCCUUGAAAACGAGCCAGGCUUUCGCGGUCUCUUUCGAGGAGUACUUCAUCUUACAAGAUGAAGCAAUAGUUAUCCCCACAACACCGUCGGCCAACGCUACCAAUUCCACUCAGCCAGACCUCUUCAGCCCCUCCGGCUGCAACAGCUCCUAUCUCCAAAUAUGGGACGGUGACGUCAUCAAUGACGUCAACCACCUCGUGACAGUCUGCGGCACCACCCAGUCCAUGCUGGGCCUCCCGUCCAACGUGGUCGAGUCCCAGACCCAGUUCCUCACCGUCCGGCUGACCGUGCACCCAACGGCUACGGUCAAUGUUACCAUGGUUACCACCUCUUUUGAUGCAGGACCGUGUACCGAUGAGGUGACCGAGUUGAAGUGUCAUAACGGGCGGUGUGUACCGAGAAGCGUCCGCUGUGACAUCGCCGACAAUUGUGGGGACAACACGGACCAGCGGCCUUCGCCACCGGCCAACUGCAGCCUGACAACCGUUGUCGAACCUGUCGACUUUCCCUGGGACGUUCUCCUGGCUGUGGCGGGGGCACUCUUCGCUGCAUUUGUGCUCUACUGGCUGUGCUGGCGACCGGGUUACAUCCCCUGGCGCCUUGCCUGCUGUCGCAAUCUCCUCGGCGGCUGCUUCCGGGACUGUUGCAGGGGUUGUUGCCGAGAUUGCGCCUGUCGCGCGUGCGCAAAGUCGGGACGGUGCGCCCCCUCCAGCUCCUGUUGUUGCCCGACCCGCCCGCCGGGAAGUUUUGGCGGGUGUUGCCGUGGCAACGGGUCUAAGGCUGCGACAACUGUUGAUGCAGGAGGCCACUCUGAGCCAGCUGGUAGCCCGGGGCAGUCUGGUGCCUAUGGCGGGAAGCGGAACAGGAGACCAAGAGGAGCUGCUGCAGUGGGUAUCAGUUACCUCUGUUGUCCGUGUGGAGGGAAUAAUGGGAACCAGACGGGACACCAGGGGCCAGGAGGGGGACACGACGAUAAGGGCAUGCCGUCGGAGAGGGAACUAGCUAAUUGGAAUACAGGGGGAGACGGGGGACACGUCCGAGAGAGUAGAUAAAUAAAAUUAAA
Molecule: messenger RNA, 1951 nt
Organism: Acanthaster planci (crown-of-thorns starfish)
Lineage: Eukaryota; Metazoa; Echinodermata; Asteroidea; Valvatida; Acanthasteridae
Molecular function (GO): protein binding
Source: RefSeq, a predicted model, not a curated record